AUGUCUCAUACAGAGAUGACGCAAGCGGAGUCCUUUGGUGAACAUGAACAUAGGGGUGAUCUUGAUGGUGACAAAAAGCCUAGAAGCAAGAGACCAGCAAAUACUGCCUUCCGGCAACAGCGCUUGAAAGCCUGGCAACCAAUCUUAACACCAAAGAGUGUAUUGCCCCUUUUCUUCAUAGUUGGUGUUAUAUUCGCCCCCAUAGGUGGUCUUCUGUUGUGGGCCAGCUCUCAAGUAGAGGAAAUAGCCAUAGAUUAUUCAGAGUGUUACGAUAAAGCCCCGUGGAAUCAAUCGGCGCAAAUUCCACACGACGUCAAGUCGUCUUUCAAAUCUCACAAACCCGAUCAUCCAACAUGGGAGCGACACCGUGUUGGCGAUACUACUGUCUGUCGACUGAUCUUCGAGAUCCCCAAUGAUAUUGGACCGCCUGUGUUUAUGUAUUAUCGUCUGACAAACUUCUACCAGAAUCAUAGGAGAUAUGUGAAGUCUUUGGAUGUUGACCAACUAAAAGGGAAAGCUGUCGAUAAUAAGACCAUCGAUGGUGGCUCAUGCGACCCUCUGAAGCUUGAUCCAUCUGGAAAAGCUUAUUAUCCCUGUGGGCUUAUAGCAAACUCUCAGUUUAAUGAUACAAUCAAUAGUCCACAGCUUCUAAGUGUCGGUGACGAUCCUAAGACAUAUUUCAUGACUAAUAAAAGUAUUGCCUGGGAAAGUGAUAAGGAACUCAUCAAGACCACGAAGUAUAAGCCAGGACAGGUCGUUCCUCCUCCGAAUUGGCAUGAUCGUUACCCGAAUGGAUAUGAAGAUGGAAUCCCUGAUCUUCACGAAAACGAAGAAUUUAUGGUCUGGAUGAGGACGGCGGCGCUUCCAAAUUUCAGCAAGCUAUCCCGAAGAAAUGACACUACAUCAAUGACAAGGGGGACAUAUCAACUGGACAUUGCGCACCAUUUCCCAGUUACCGAGUAUGGAGGCACUAAAUCUAUACUUAUAUCCACAAGGACUGUGAUGGGCGGGCAAAAUCCGUUCAUGGGUAUUGCAUAUGUUGUUGUCGGUGGCGUCUGUGUUUUGCUGGGUACCCUGUUCACAAUUGCUCAUUUGAUCAGGCCUAGAAAACUCGGAGAUCAUACUUAUUUGACAUGGAAUAGUGAGCAAGAGAACACGGCGCCAGUAGCUACCGGAAGAGAUGCACGAUUUGGACCGCGGGUUGCAUAA
This is a messenger RNA of Aspergillus tanneri, 1209 nucleotides long. Its product is annotated as CDC50/LEM3 family protein. The coding region runs from base 1 to 1209 and encodes 402 amino acids. The transcript is spliced from 6 exons. Gene Ontology annotation, cellular component: endoplasmic reticulum; plasma membrane; Golgi apparatus. The record is from RefSeq and is a predicted model, not a curated record. Lineage: Eukaryota; Fungi; Ascomycota; Eurotiomycetes; Eurotiales; Aspergillaceae.